AUGGCCAGCCGUAGAGUAUCGCCGGCGUCUGACGAACCGCUGCCCCUAGACCUUCACCUACGGCUUCUUCGACCUGUGCGCCGCAGCUCCCGACGGCGAUUUCACUGCCACGUUGCUCUACACGGAUGUGCCGCAUUACUACUCCUGAAUAAGGAGAAGCUGCGCUGGAAACGCCGAGUUCGUGAUCGCAAUGUCAUCGGACGAAUCUACACCGUUCCACUGCGUAGUGGCAGCGCCGUUACCUCAGACUGCUCCUCGACGUCGUCAUCGGUCCGACGUCGUUUGCGGAUCUGCUCAAGUUUGAAGACGUUGUGUAUCUUUCCUAUCGCGCCGCUUGCGCCGCUCGCAGGCUUCUGGCCGACGGUGGUGAGCACGACAUCUGUCUCACGGAAGCUGAACAGAUUCCGACCGGUGACCAACUGCGGCGAUUGUUCGUGUUCAUGUUCAUCCAAGCGACGGUUGCCAACCCGCCAGCCUUGCUAGAUCGUCACUCUGCUUCCCUAGCGAUGAUGCCGGUUAUCACAUCGAAUGCUUUGAAGACGUAUUCGUCGACGAUCAAACCAUCCGCCUGUGGACGCUCAACAAUAUUCGUCUCCUUCUUUGCGGCGAACGAUCGAACUUGGGUCUUCUUUGAUCUGUCCAAGCUGGCCGAGGACAAAGUGCGUCGAUCGUCCCGAUGAUCGGCUUCCCCAUUUCAAUCGUCAGCAAUGUGCGCAAGAUGCUGAGGAGGCGCCUGCCCGCCUGAGCCACGACCAACGAAAUGCAUUUGACGAGCUCCUUCGCGCGGUCGACCUCAGUGUCGUCGAUCAGAUGCGCGACGACCACCUUCAAGAAGUUGGGCCGCAGCAUGUGUCUUUCCUGCUUGCACAUGGGGGUACUGGCAACACUUUCGUGGAAGAAUGUCAUUCUCAAUAUGUUGCGAGCUCGACGACCAAGCGAUUGCCGAGGCCUCCUCGGGAGUAACGGCGUUGCUUCUCAAGGGAGGACACAUGGCGCAUUCGACUUCCGAAUCCCACUCGACACGUCGCCGACCACGACGUGCCCAGUCGACAGGGAGAGUGAUCUGGUGCUGAUGCUGCGUACCACCAAGCUCAUCGUUUGGGAUGAAGCACCAAUGGCGCAUCGAUUUGCGGUGGAAGCGAUGGACCGUUUGCUGCGUGAUCUCGGAGAGACCGAGGAGCUCUUCGUGGGGAAACCAGAUGGUACCAGCGGCGGUGGCCGACGUCGGGGCGUUACGAUGGGCGGAAUUUGGUGGCAUCCUGGAGGAUGA
Microbotryum saponariae is the source of this 1270-nucleotide messenger RNA. The record is from the annotation of a GenBank genome assembly. NCBI's taxonomy places the organism in Eukaryota, Fungi, Basidiomycota, Microbotryomycetes, Microbotryales, Microbotryaceae.